AUGUCAGAAGAGAUUAACGAAAAUUCUACCGAAUCAACUCUAAUAAAUAUAUAUCAUAGUUCACGUAUUAAGGAUCGCAGAAGCAUAUUUGUUGCUCAUGCAAAAAGAGUAGAAACCAAGCAAGAAGUUGAUAAUUUUUUAAGCUAUAUAAAAUCCGAAGAAAAAAACGCGACACACAAUGUACUGGCCUUUCGGUUAGAAUCUUCAGACGGAACUAUCGUUGAAGAAAGCGAUGAUGAUGGUGAGAAAUAUGCCGGGGAACGCAUCUUGAAUCUUCUUAAAACAUUGGACGCAAAGAAUGUGGCUGUAAUUGUUACACGAUGGUUUGGUGGAAUUUCGCUUGGUCCUGUUAGAUUUGAACAUAUUAUAAAAUGCACUAGAGAAGUUUUGGAUCAAGGUCCUUUUUUAAAUAAUAAUGGAUCCAAAUCUUCAUCAUCAAGGCGACCGACUUCGUCGAAUGCCAUUCUUGUAAAUGGAUGUCAGCGUGGCAAUCCAAUCCUGCAAUUCAUCCGCAAUGUAUCAUGGGAAUAUAGCGAAAUUGCACCAGAUUAUUUAUUAGGACAAACAACGUGUGCAUUAUUUCUUAGUCUUAAGUAUCAUCGUCUUCAUCCUGAAUAUAUUUUUAACAGAAUGGAAAAACUUGCCCAUCAAUAUAUAUUAAGAAUUUUGUUAAUUCUUGUUGAUAUUGAAUCCCAUCAGGAAUCAAUUCGUGAACUUACAAAAAUUUGCAUUAUUAACAAUUUUACAAUAAUAUUGGCAUGGAGUCAAGAGGAAGCGGGAAGAUAUCUUGAAACAUACAAAAUGUUUGAAUAUAAAACACCUGAAAUAAUUAUGGAAAAAAUUGAAAACGAUUAUUUAGCAAAGCUGACACAUUGCUUGACACAAAUAAAAUCUGUAAAUAAAACUGAUGUCGUCACUCUAGCAUCAUCAUUUGGGUCUCUUAAACGGAUUAUAAAUACUUCGUCGGAUGAACUUGCCGUUUGUCCCGGUCUAGGUGAACAGAAGAUCAAGAGAAUAAAAGAAGCAUUUGAAAGACCUUUUUUAACACAUAAAAGUUGA
Scutellospora calospora is the source of this 1059-nucleotide messenger RNA. The record is from the annotation of a GenBank genome assembly. Lineage: Eukaryota; Fungi; Glomeromycota; Glomeromycetes; Diversisporales; Gigasporaceae.